Molecule: messenger RNA, 3422 nt
Organism: Chenopodium quinoa (quinoa)
Lineage: Eukaryota; Viridiplantae; Streptophyta; Magnoliopsida; Caryophyllales; Amaranthaceae
Exons: 19
Coding region: 446-3019 (857 amino acids)
Biological process (GO): lipid metabolic process
Source: RefSeq, a predicted model, not a curated record
UUGACACAUAAUACAAAAAUUAUUUGGUUUAAAAAAAAAAAAAAGUGCAUCCCACGAGCUUCAUCUAGUGAGGUAUAAAGCUUGGAUAAUUGCUGAAUAGUCAAAAGGUUAGCUUAUUAAAAUAAGAUCGUGCAAAGAUUGAAUUAUUUUAUGUAAAAAGAUAUUAAAUGUAAUUAAAGGGGAGGGUACUAGAUCUUUCCAACUCCACCGGACACCAGAUCCAAAACCGAGCCGAGCGAGCCUGCUGGCAGCACCAUCAUCUCUCAUUCUCCUCUCGGACAUUCAACUUACAAUUACGUCUACGACAGUACGACGCCACCACUUUUUGGCGCAAACACUCUUUUUCAAGUUUUAACUAAAGGAAUAAAAUAAACCUCACUCUUAUUUUUUGACCGUUACGCUAAUCAAUUUUGUGGCUCUCACUCUCUCACCUCCAUUGUCAGCCAUGACUGCUGCUUCCUUACACCUCCGUUUCCUUCACUAUCCAUUUUCUCUCUCCUCCAAACUCCAACGCAAUCGAUCGAUCACAGUUUCUAAACUUCCUCGAUUUCAACUUCAACCUCUUUUUCCCUCUACUAAAAUUAGGGUUUUUGGCUCCGAUUUUGGGAAUUUUAGAGCGCGAAAUUGCACUCUGUAUUGUUCUUGCAAAUCGAAUUUGCACGUUGACAAGGUCGAGAUUGUGGAGGAAAUAGAGCGUCCUGCGUUUGAUAUUAAUCUUGCGGUCAUAUUAGCCGGUUUCGCUUUCGAAGCUUAUACUUCUCCUCCUGAUAAUGUUGGACGACGAGAAACCGAUGCUGCUGGUUGUACGACGGUUUAUCUUUCCGAAUCAUUUGUUCGAGAAAUAUAUGAUGGACAGUUGUUCAUAAAGUUGAAGGAAGGCUAUAAUUUACCAGCCAUGGAUCCAUGGGGAACUAGCGAUCCAUAUGUUGUCAUGGAAUUUGAUGGUCAAGUGCUCAAGAGCAAAACAAAAUGGGGCACAAAAGAUCCAACAUGGAACGAAGAAUUUGUUGUGAAUAUCAAGCUUUCAUCCAAUGCAUUUCUUCAGGUGGCAGCUUGGGAUGCAAAUCUUGUCACUCCACACAAGCGUAUGGGAAAUGCAGGCGUUGAUCUAGAAGCUUUAUGUGAUGGAAAUUCACAUGAGUUGCUGUUGGAAUUGGAAGGCAUGGGAGGUGGUGGAAAGAUACAAUUAGAGGUCAAAUAUAGGAGUUUUGGUGAAAUUGAUGAAGAUAAAAAGUGGUGGCAGAUACCUUUUGUUUCUGAAUUUCUUAGUCAAAAGGGUGUUGAUUCAGCUAUAAAAAUGCUUGCUGGAUCUGAAAGUGUGCCAGUACGCCAGUUUGUACAAUUUGCUUUUGGUCAGUUAAAAUCAUUGAAUGAUUCAUACUUGCAUCAAGAUUGGUUAUCAAGUAUUGUUAAGCAUGAGGCAGCUGAAGGGUCAAGUGAAUCUUCUGGUGAGUCUGAUGCACCACCAUCAUCAAACAACCUCUCUGAAGGAUCCUUGGAAAGUCCAAAAUCCAGUGAUGCAGACUAUGCGGAGGAUUUUUCAUCAAAUGAUACUAGUGAUACUACACAAUCAAACAUAGAUUUUUGGAGAAGUUUUGCUGAUGUUAUUAAUCAAAUUGUGAUUCAGAAAGUAGGGAUCCCUAUUCCUGAUAAAAUGAAAUGGGAUGGUUUUGACUUAAUAAAAAAUAUUGGCUUUCAGUCACAGCAAGUGGCAGAAGCGGGCUAUAUUGAAUCUGGGCUUGCAACUCCAGAAAAGGACUCUAGUAAUGAUACUGGUGCGGAUUUUAGCCCACUUAACAUUGGCAAGAUCCAGUCUUCACUUCCUGAUAUUAGGAAGGCAACUGAGGACAUAUUGAAGCAAACUGAUUCUAUUUUCAGUGCACUUAUGAUUUUGUCUGCUGCUAGCCCUCAAUUAAAGAAGGAAUCGCUGAAUGGGGAGCAUUCUGAAGAUAAAAAAGACGGUUUAUCAAAACAGAAUGAUGAUAUCUUAGCUUCUUUGAAGAAUGACGGGCUUGCGGGUUUGGAUGAAAAGAGAGCUGAAGAGACAAGGGCCCUUUUUUCAACUGCUGAAAGUGCCAUGGAAGCUUGGGCUAUGCUCGCCACUGCAUUAGGCAAGCCAAGUUUAAUUAAAUCAGAUUUUGAGAAGCUCUGUUUUUUGGACAAUUCAACUACAGAUACACAGGUAGCAAUUUGGCGUGAUUGUAUGAGGAAAAGAUUAGUUGUUGCAUUCAGGGGUACUGAACAAGCAAGAUGGAAGGACUUGCGGACUGAUCUAAUGCUAGCUCCUGCUGGGUUAAAUCCUGAAAGAAUUGGUGGAGAUUUCAAGGAAGAAGUUCAGGUUCAUAGCGGAUUUCUGAGUGCAUAUGAUUCUGUUAGAACCAGAAUUAUGGCUCUUAUCAAGAAAGCUGUUGGUAUCAUGGAUGAUGAUGAACAACCACAACAUAAAUGGCAUAUUUAUUGCACUGGUCAUAGUCUUGGUGGUGCUUUAGCAACUUUACUUUCUCUCGAGCUUAGUUCAACUCAAUUAGCAAAAAACGGGGCUAUAACUGUUACUAUGUACAACUUUGGAUCUCCUAGAGUCGGAAAUAAAAGAUUUGCAGAAGCUUACAAUGAGAGAGUGAAAGAUAGCUGGAGGGUGGUGAACCACAGAGACAUUAUACCAACUGUCCCUCGCUUGAUGGGUUAUUGUCAUGUGGCUCAGCCUAUAAAUUUGACUGCUGGAAAUCAGGAGAAUGCUCCAGAACAUGUCAAGCUUUCUGGUGAUGGUUAUCAAGGAGAUGUGAUUGGGGAAGCAACACCUGAUGUUUUAGUCAGGGAAUUUAUGAAAGGUGAGAAAGAAUUAGUAGACAGAAUACUGCAGACUGAGAUAAAUAUAUUCCGGGCCAUUAGAGAUGGAAGCGCAUUGAUGCAACAUAUGGAGGAUUUCUAUUAUAUCUCAUUGCUGGAGAGUGUAAAGUCAAAUUAUCAGACUGCUACUGUGGCUGUGAAGAAGAAAGGAGACGAUUUAUCUGUCAGCUGAAACAUGAAAUCUCAUAAAUUGACAUUGGAUUUUCCACUUUGCUAUCUAGAAUAUUGGUAUUUAGAAUUUAUUCUAAAAUACACCGGAGCAGGAAGAGCAAGAGGGGUCAUAUCUAUGCGAUUUUAUAAAAGAACAAAAGAAGUUGUGUAUAUGUGCUGUUUGGCUGUACAUGGUUCUUGGCUAUCCAAAUAUCAGAAUAUGGUCCUGUUAGCAGCAGCUACCCAGUAAAUGCUUUUUUACUGGAGCUGCUCUCCUACAAUCUUUGUGUGGAUGUUGUUCCUCCUUUGUCUCACAUCUCAACUUUCUCUAGCAUUUGACAUUCAGUACUGUCCGUCUAUCCUCCUUAUUUCUGCUCUGUAAAUAUACUUCUUGAUGUAUAAUUGCUCAACUUAAGAUUUUUGUA